Messenger RNA from Abrus precatorius (Indian licorice), 3987 nucleotides. RefSeq lists its product as uncharacterized. NCBI's taxonomy places the organism in Eukaryota, Viridiplantae, Streptophyta, Magnoliopsida, Fabales, Fabaceae. The record is from RefSeq and is a predicted model, not a curated record. Bases 305 to 3622 code for a protein of 1105 amino acids. The transcript is spliced from 5 exons.
AUAUUAUUGUUAAACCAAAAAUUCUGAAUGAUAGUGUUUGGACGGAAAACCCGAAAGUUAAGAUUUGAUAAGAGUCUUCGGCACUUGCGUUGCAGUUGCAACCCCUUUUCUCGGACGCUCUCUCCCUUUUGUUACCAUCUCAAAUUCGCAUCCUUCUUAUUAUAUAAUUUCUGCUAUAAUUCCUCCAUUUCCAUUUCCUCACUCUAAAUUUCGAAUCUACUCUGGUUUUCCAUACCCGGUUGCCGUUAAUUUUCGUGGAAUUGAUCGGUUGACCGAUCGUCUAUAACAGCUUAAUCUAUAAGCCAUGAAGAGUGUUGGGUCGUAUAACGAUUGGCCAUAUUACUCUUCACCCCCUUCAAAUUUAUCAGCUUUUGCGGCGCCGUUUAGCGUGAAUCGUUCCACUUCAAGUGAAGUUUCGGCUCCGUUCAUGGAAUCAGCUGAUUCCGUUGAUGCUGUGCCCCCAAUUCACUUUCGAUCUUACGGGUACGAUUUCUUUUCAAAACCCGUUAGAGAAUUAGAUUCUUCAAAGUCAUAUGGGUAUUCAGGGUUGCAAAGUGGUUUAGACUCUUCCAGUGCACAGUUCCCUCAUCUUGGUUUGCCUUCUAAGGAUGCCUUCUCUUAUGAUCAUAGCACAAAAUCAAGUCUUGUUGAAGCCCAACCUUACUACCCUUCCUAUGUUUCUUCUGCAAUUCAUGAUCCUUCUUCUUCAGUGGCACCUAAUCAUUGGUCUUCCUCUUCUGGGUUUCCCUCCUUGGAUGGGACCUCUCUUGGGGAUUAUGUUAACAAGCCACCUGAGUUAAGGUUUGCUACUCAAAGUUCUCUCUUGUGGAACCAGUUUCCAGAGUUCAACAGCCAUGGUAAAGGUAAACAUGUGGGAGUUGGGAGUAGUUUCUCCUCAAAGCAAACGGAUGUUACUGGUUCGGUUGUUGAAGAAAGUGUGAACCAAGUAAAUGCAGGAUAUCAAGAUGUGAAGGACUCCAAUAAUAUUGAUUGGGAAAAACACAGUGUGUCUGCAAUUGCAAAUCAGUUGGAUGAUAAAUCUUGCUUGUGGGGAACUUCCAAAACCGUGCCAGUUGAAUUUUUAGGUAGGUCUGUGAUGCAGUCCCCUUCAAUGUCUAUAGAAACUCAUCAAGAGGCCCCUUUGAAAACAGUUGUAGAUUCAGGUUAUAAUCCCUUGUCAUACACUGGUUCAUAUGAUAAACACUCAAGGCAAGGUGAUAAACCAUCAACAGUUCCUUCAAUACCUAAAACAGGGUUAACUACAGAUUUGAAUGUUGGCAAUAUUAUUGUAGAUGGAGACAUUGGGCACAAUAAUUUCUAUAAUUCAAAGGAGGCUUAUCACAUGCCUAGUCCUGGAACUGGUGGUUGCUUCGAUUUAGGUAAUCUCCGCAUGCAUCUAGAGAGAAAUGAGCCUUCCUCAUCAAACAAUGCAAUGAUUUCUGACAAGAAUGUUUCAAGGGAUGUUGUCGAUUAUAUGUUUAAAGGAAUACAUGGAUUUCAAAAUUCUCGUGCAAACAUGGAUAAUUUAAGCUUGAGACUUAGUGCUAUUGAAGAUGUUAAUUCUGUUGAGAAAUCUUUUGAGGGUGGUGAUCGAUGCAAUCCUGCUGUAGAUUCACCUUGCUGGAAGGGAGCUUCUGCUGCUCACUUUUCUCAUUAUGAAUCUUAUGAGGCUCUGACUCCAGAGCAUGUGCACAAAAAUAAACAUUGCUUUGGUUCUGUUAUUCAGGAGCCCCAGAAUUGUCUGCUUGAUACAGAAAAUAAUGCAAAGAAAUCAUAUGAAAAUUCAAACAGAUAUCAAAUGCAUUCUGAACUUGUCUGUCAGGAAAACGGUUCUGCAGGUUCUCCCAGGAAAUUUUCAGUAUCGAAGUUUGCAUCUCAAGAUUGCAAGUCAGAUGGUUCUGUGAAUGUUGGACCUUUUCAAACUGAGCCACUCUCUUAUUAUGGCCUUCAAUAUCUGGAUGAUAUUACUGAAAUGAAGGAAAAUAGUGUGCCACCAGCCAAGCCAGCUGAUUGUGAAUCUGAAUCUUCUCACACAGAGCAUCAAGUUGUAGAUGAAAAUGAAUUGAUGUCUCAAAAACAAGAUGCUUCAUGCAUAGGUGAUGCAGAUGCUGGAUGCAAUGUGAAUAAGAGCUAUGAAUCUAGUACAUUGCACACUGCAAAUCAUGCCUUGUCUUCUUCAGUAAUAGAUACAACUACUGCACCUGAAAAAUCAACUGGGAAAGUAUCAACUCAAAAUUUAAAUGUCCAAAUGUUGGUUGAUACAAUGCAAAAUUUGUCAGAAUUGCUUCUCUGUCAUUGUUUAAAUGGUGGCUGUGAAUUGAAAGAGCGAGACUGCAAUGUCCUUAAAAAUGUCAUCACUAAUCUUAACAAAUGUGCUUUAAAGAAUGCUGAACAAAUUGUCACUGCACAGGAAAGUCUUUUUGAUCAGCCAGAAACUUCUAGGUGUGCUGAAGAAUCAUGUGCACUUCAACAGAGUGCAAGUUUCAACAGACCUCAAUUAACCAAGACAGGACCAGAGAGAUCUAAGGUUGAGUUUGAGAAAACACUUGUUGCAGAUGCCAACCUGCAUUUCAGGUCUGGGAAACCAAAGGAUGAUGCAGAAAUGACAAAGGCCGAUAACAUGACUAAGGCUCUAAAGCAGAUUCUUAGUGAGAAUUUCCAUGAUGAUGAAGAAGUAGAGCCUCAGACUGUAUUAUAUAAGAACCUAUGGCUUGAGGCUGAAGCUGCACUGUGUUCUGUCUAUUACAGGGCUCGCUAUAAUCAAAUGAAGCUUGAAAUGGAUAAAUACUCUCACAAGGAGAUAGAGGAGGAAUCAAAAUCUGAAGUUGUUCCAACUUUACGUCAAAUUCAGAGUUCUGCGACUAAAGUGCACAAUUAUCCAAACCCUGAUCCUUCUGGCCAGGAUUUCCCUGUCUUGGAAGCUACCACCAAUCCAAAGGAACCAGCUGAUUUGAAAUUUUCUGCUGAUAUUAACAAGCCUAAUGGUUUGACACCUGGAGGCAAAGGUAGUCAAAACCUGGAUGGCAUCAUCCAGAAUUAUACUGUUUCCAGCACAGACAAGGAGGCUAGAAGAAAUGAUGAGGCUUCUGUUAUGGCCAGAUACCAUGUUCUGAAAGCCAGGGUUGACAAGACACACAUUGAUACUUGCAAUCUGGAGGAACCAUCAGACAUAGCAGACAAAUCAGCACCUGGAGGGAGAGAUAAUCAAAACCUAGUCGAUUUCUGCAAAGACUCUCCUAUUCCGGAGAAAAACAAGGCUGAUUCCGAGGCAUCUGUUGUGGCUAGAUUUCAUAUUCUUAAAUCCCGUGUUGACGAUUCAGGUUCAAUUUCUUCAGAUGGGAAACUGUUAAAUGAAGUUGGAUCUGUUGGCAAAGGAACAAAUGACACAACAAUUGCAAAAAAUGCUACUGAGGGUAAAAGUUUGGACAUCCAUGUAAAUCCUGGAGUGCAUCUCAAUUCCUACACUGCAGUGGACAUGUCAAUCCCAAAGGAGUUUCAUCUGGAUUUGGAGGACAAUCAAGAAAUUCAGCCUCGUGGAACCUAUGAGUUUCAGCUUCCUACUUAUUAUUACUCUGAUGGCUUGGCAUCGGAUUGGGAACAUGUGGAGAAGAAAAGCUUGUAGGCCCGAUUUUGAAACCUUAAAAGAGUUUGAUGAUGUGACAAUAAAUGUUCAUGGGUUAUAUCAUUAGACCUUCCUAUUUAUCAUCAUCAGAUAUGCUUAUUGCAGCAGAAUUUGGUCUUGUUAAGUCUUUACCGUGUCUGUAUAUAAAUAAUAUCAGGAUUUGUCUUUUAUAUCUAUCUUGUGUGCUUGCUCAUUUGCAUUUGUUGAUAAAUAAGUGCAGGUGAGAGUAAGGUUUAAGUUGUCAAAUUGUCAAGACCAAAUCGUUUCAAGUAUUCCGGUCAAGAUGCAAUUGUUUUUUCUUUUUCAAAGAAUAUAUUGACAUUGUUCACUGUGCAAUUGGCUAAGUUGAUUUUCCAUUCACUCGU